UAUAACUAUUCCUAGAAGUAGAAGACGCUGAAGUAUAACGCACCGAGCAAUCUAACUGACGAUGCACUUGCAGUCAGCUGUAUAAUUUGUGGAAAAAAAACGUCUUGAAAAUUUACGAACAAUGGCAGCUACUUUGACUAAAAAUUGGACAAAACUUCAGACCAUGCAGCAGAUGUUCCAGCAUCCUCCAAUUGUAAGACACACCACCCUUGCAGAUCGGAACUGGAGAAUUCGUCUGAGGAUUCCACCUUUAUCAAUUGGAGUAAGACAACUUUACUUGCGUCCGUCGGGCGUAAGGAGAGCGAGCAAUCCUCGCCUCGUGUCACAGAUUGUCUCGAGAACGAGAUGCUGCCAUCCGAGAUUCUUGAACCACGAGAGGAUGGGAGUUGUCCUCCAGAGAAGGCAUCUUGGGUCCGAGAGCAAAGAUGGUGAUGAUAAUGAGAACGCCAGGGGUACUGUAUCAGAGGCAUCAGGGGUCCGAGAAACUAGUGAGCCUCAAGAUCAAUCAGCCAAGUUGAAGGCAACCCAGCGAAUUCGAACCAUGCAUCGACUUCUUGAGGAAGCCCAAGUACAGGAACCGACGAAGGACUUUGACUUCUCAAACAUCCCUCAGCGCCGAGAAGAUCGACGUCGGCCGCAGAAGACAGAAAGACCACGGAUUGAUCCGAAAGAGAUGACUGUCUUUCUGUUCCCUGGACAAGGUUCUCAGUUUCAAGGCAUGGGGCGUCAGCUUUUGGCCUACCCCAACGUCCGGCAGAUGUUCAGCAUCGCGUCGGAUAUCCUCGGGUACGACCUGCUGGAUCUGUGUCUGAACGGAUCGCAGGAGGAGCUGAACCGCACCGUGCACAGCCAGCCAGCCGUCCUGGUGUGCUCGCUGGCUGCCGUGGAGAAACUCAAAGAGGAACAGCCGAAGGCCGUUGCAAAUUGCGUAGCUGCUUCUGGCUUCAGUGUCGGAGAGUUCUCCGCUUUGGUGUUCUCUGGCGCCCUCGCGUUCAAGGACGCCAUACAUCUGAUCAAAAUCCGCGCCGAGUCGAUGCAGCGAGCUUCCGAUCUGGUACCCAGCGGUAUGCUGUCCGUGAUUGGCCGGCCCGGUGUACGCUUCAAGAUGAUGUGUCGCGAGGCCAUGGAUACGUGCAUAAUAGACGGAGUCGAGGUACCAGUCUGCACCAUCGCAUCCCAUCUGUUCCCAGAGGCAAAGGUCUUAGCUGGACAUACAAAGGCCUUGGAUUACAUCCAAGAAAUGUCCCGUCACUACUCCUUACGCAAGGUCAAGCGCGUGCCGGUCAGUGGAGCGUUUCACUCCCCGCUCAUGGCCCCGGCCAGGGAGGCCUUCUACUCCGCGGUCGACCGCGUCCCCUUCGACACCCCCGUCAUUAAGGUCCACUCCAACGUCAACGGGAAGCAGUACCGUCACCCGAAGCACGUCCGCACGUUGCUGAAACGCCAACUCAUAGAACCCAUCCACUGGGAGCAGACCAUGCACGAGAUGUACCAGCGCAGCAAAGGGGCCGUCUUCCCCAAGACGUUUGAGGUGGGGCCGGGGAAACAACUCGGAGGUUUCUUACAGAGGAACAACCUCAAGGCAUUCCACUCCUACACAAAAGUCGAUGUGUGAUGUGCAAACGGCGACGGGUUUUGUCAAAAACUCUGAGCAUGUUUAAGGCAGAACAGUGCUUAACCCACAGUAAAUGGUAUUUGUGAUCACUUUCAAAAGACCCCAAUGCAUCCAUCCAAAUCUUAUGUAUCCAUCAUCAAGUAACGAUCCAGGAGAUUUAAGACUAGGAGUUUUUGGAUCAUUUCUCUGAAUUGGUUGGAUGGCUCUGUCACGGACAUUACACUUUUGUAAUGCUGGAAUUGCCUUGGACUAGUAUUGCCUUCUAGGGGUUCCGUGCACAAGUACUCCUCCAACUGCCAGAAAAGGAGAGUUGGGGGUGACCUAGACUGGUUUCCAGUCCAUCCACUGCGUAUUUCGAAUGAUCGAAAGUUAUUGGGGGCGGGGAUAAGUCUGGGAGACCAUCGCAAGUUAAAUUGGAACGUAUUCGCGCGCCGACGAUGCCUGAUGCACACGCGAAGCCACUGUUGCUAUAGCUUAGGCACAUUCAGGAAGUCGUGCGUACUUUGCGCGCGAACCAGUACAUUACAGUACACAUUACAGUCCCGUCCACCGAUUUCUCAAAAGUGUUAAAAACGCGCCCUCUUUGUUGGUGCACGGAGCCCAUUCAGGACGAAUCUACCCAGGUUUGUUGCAUGGCUAGACAUGUACAUAAUGUACAUCAGCAAGCAAGGACCAAGAAGAUAUGUGAUGACGUUUUGACCACCCCUUUACUCCAGACGUUCGUACAUUUAACUUUCAAAUAUAAUAGAGGCAAAGCUGUAGACUAAGUCGUUGUACUACAUGUAUACAUUUAUUAAUCUAUAUAAGAUAUUGUCAGCUGAUGUUAAUAUGAAACCGUAACUAUUUUUAUUCCAUGUGAUAUACUGUGGCUGAAAUUUUUGGCUUAACUUUAGAUUUCAAAUAAUUUUCCAGUUUUUUCAAGGCUGUUAUUGUGAGGCUGAAUUUUUUGUCCUGGCAUAGAAAAAUGUGAACUGAUUUUGUAGUUCUUAUCAUACACAACUCUUACAUGCGCACACAAGUUUAAAUAUAGUGGAAUGGUUGGGCAGACUUUGCAUCUUGUCACUAGGCUGCAGGGAGCAAUACUUACAGGAAUCAAAAACAUUUUGACAAUAACAAGUACCAAGUGGUACAACCCAUGGCGGUUCCACGAACAGUACAACCGCGAAUUUGGCAAUGCAAUGGGGCGUGAUCUAAUAUGCAAAUUAGACGCAUGCGCAUCAGUGUCACAAAGCUGUCAUACAACCAACAAACCAAGCAACCCGCCCACUCGCCAACCAACCAAGCAACAUAAGCAGCUCAAGCCCAUGGCGUGUUUCAAACCGCCGUGAAAAAAAAGUCCACUGCCGCGGGAAAAAGUCCCCAGUUUCUGGCACAGAUAUAAAUAUUUAUUACGCUCAGGUUUUUAAGUAGUUCAUCAGAGCUGGAACCUAUGUUAAGAAAGCGUCCAAAUGCUGUUGAAAGUUAUUAAAAGUAACAGGUAAAUUGUUGUCAUACUAAAUGAGCGUGCUCAUGUUGUGUA
This is a messenger RNA of Patiria miniata (bat star), 3134 nucleotides long. It is a transcript of the gene mcat, whose product is annotated as malonyl-CoA-acyl carrier protein transacylase, mitochondrial-like. Gene Ontology annotation, molecular function: transferase activity. Lineage: Eukaryota; Metazoa; Echinodermata; Asteroidea; Valvatida; Asterinidae. The coding region runs from base 122 to 1615 and encodes 497 amino acids. The transcript is spliced from 6 exons. The record is from RefSeq and is a predicted model, not a curated record.